Candoia aspera is the source of this 1244-nucleotide messenger RNA. It is a transcript of the gene KHK, whose product is annotated as ketohexokinase. The transcript has 8 exons. The record is from RefSeq and is a predicted model, not a curated record. Bases 88 to 984 code for a protein of 298 amino acids. Gene Ontology annotation, biological process: fructose metabolic process. Gene Ontology annotation, molecular function: ketohexokinase activity. NCBI's taxonomy places the organism in Eukaryota, Metazoa, Chordata, Lepidosauria, Squamata, Candoiidae.
GUGAGAUCAGCCGGAGGAAAGAGAGCGCUGAGCCCCAGCUGGGACCAGCGUAGUGACAGAAGCCGAGGAGGACGCCCACUACGACCGAUGGAGGAGAAGCGUAUUUUGUGCGUCGGCCUUGUGUGCCUGGACAUAAUCAGCGUGGUGGACAGUUAUCCGGAGGAGGACUCGGACACUAGGUGUUUGUCGCAGCGCUGGCAGCGUGGAGGGAAUGCCUCCAACACCUGCACCGUUCUGGCCUUGCUGGGGGCCCCCUGUGCUUUUAUGGGCUCACUAGCUCCUGGUCAUGCUGCAGACUUCAUCUUGUCUGAUUUCCAGCGCCGCAAGGUGGACAUUGCCCACUUGGUCUGGCAGAGCCAGGGGGAGACACCGUGUGCCUGCUGCCUCAUCAACUGCCGCAACGGUUCUCGGACAGUCACUCUUUAUGACACCAAUCUGCCAGAUGUGACAGCUGCUAACUUUGAACAAGUCAACCUGUCUCAAUACAAGUGGAUCCAUUGGGAGGGGAGGAAUGCUUCGGAGCAGGUGAAAAUGCUGCAACGGGUGGAAAAGUAUAACCAAACCUGCCCACCAUCUGAGCGAGUGACCACAUCUGUGGAGGUGGAAAAGACAAGGCCAGAACUGUACCAGCUGUUUUGCUACGGAGAUGUGGUCUUUGUCAGCAAAGAUGUGGCCAAGACAUUUGGAUUCUACUCAGCUCCUGAGGCUGUGAAGGGGCUCUACGGGCGUUUGAAGCCAGGAGCCACCUUGAUCUGUGCUUGGGCUGAAUAUGGAGCUGAUGCAAUGGGACCAGAUGGGCUGCUGGUGCAUUCAGAUGCAUUCCCCCCUGAAACACUUGUGGACACUCUGGGGGCUGGAGACACAUUCAACGCUUCUGUGAUCCUGGCUCUAAGCAGGGGAAGAACACUUCCUGCAGCAUUAACCUAUGGAUGCCAGGUGGCAGGCCGGAAGUGUGGGGUUCACGGCUAUGAUGGGAUCGUGUGAGCAAUGUGAUGAAAGCUGUAGCUGCUGGAUUUCACUGGACCACGGACUAAUACUGUAUUUCCCACGGUAGUGCUCCACUUGUUGGUGGCGCUGGUGCUGCCCCCUGGCAUCUCCUGCAGGUGGGAAGGCAUAUCAGGCUGCCUGCCAUACAUACCACGUGCAGUCUGGCUGAGCUGGCUCAGAUGCUCCGGACUCUUGCUGGGAGGGAAAGAGGCUUCGCUGUAUAACCAUGAAAAGAUCAAUAAAAUACUUGAAGCUGC